AUGAUAAACCCAAGGUGGAUCGAUGUUUUCCCAGAUUUUGCAGUGGAGUUUCAGGCCCCUGGGGACUCGGAUCACUGCCCUGCCUUUGUGUGGCUCCACAAGGCAGCCCCUACUGCAAAGCCAAAGCCGUUCAAAUUUUUCAACUUUUGGGCCUUGCACCCGGGGUUUUUAAACAUUGUGAGAGAUUUUUGGCAGCAACCAAUGGUUGGAAAUCCAGCUCAGGUUUUGUUCCAAAAAUUGAAGAGGUUGAAGUGCUCUCUCAAGGCUUUAAAUAAAGCUCAUUUCAAUGACAUUUCAAAUAAGGUGAAACAGAGGCGAGAGGAACUCCUUAGUAUUCAGCUUGCUAAUCUUCAAUGGGGUUCUGCUGGCAGCAGCAUUGAGAAUGAACUUCAAGUAGAAAGGGAGCUAAAAAUCUUGAAGAGGUUGAGUUACUAUUUUACAAACAAAAAGCUAAAGCCAAUUGGAUCAAGGAGGAAUCAGCUGGGUUUGGUAGAUGAUAAUGUCCUGGGUAGCACUGUUUCUACUAUUAGGGGUCUUCUUAAUUUCUCACUCCCUACAGGCGCUGACGGCGAACUGUGCAGAGAUAAAGCUUGGUCCAUAGUGAGUGUGGAUUUUGUUGCUGCUAUCAGGUAUUGCUUUGACAUAUCUUUUAUUCUCCCUGCCUUUAAUGCCACUGCUGUAGUCUUGGUUCCUAAAGUGCCAAAUCCUAGCCUUGUCAAGGACUUCAGGCCUAUAUCAUGCUGCACAGUGAUAUAUAAGACCAUUACAAGGAUUUUAGUGAGACGAUUAUCUACUGUGUUCCCUAGCAUGGUUUUAAAGAAUCAAACUGCUUUUGUUAAAGGUAGGAGUAUAGUGGAUAAUACCCUCUUUGCCCAAGAGGUUAUUAGGGGCUAUAGUAGAAAGAACAUUUCCCCUAGAUGUGCCUUGAAGUUGGAUCUACAGAAAGCGUUUGAUUCUCUCAAUUGGGAUUUCUUAGUUGUUGUUCUCACUGCUCUUGGCCUUCCUGCUAGAUUUAUUAGCUGGAUUUCUGCUUGUUUUACCAAGCCUAGCUAUUCGAUUGUAAUAAAUGGCAGUUUAGUUGGUUAUUUUAGGGGGGCUCGUGGUGUUAGGCAAGGUGACCCCCUUUCACCUUAUCUCUUUGUGCUUGCCAUGAAUGUAUUAUCAAAUCUAUUGAACCUGGCUGCUCUUAAGGGGAUUUUCAAUUAUCAUCCCAAGUGUAAAAGGAUCGGUUUAACCCAUCUUUGCUUUGCGGAUGAUCUCCUCAUCUUUUGCAAGCCCUCUGUUGACUCUAUUAGUUGUGUCAAAGCUGUUAUGGAAGUUUUCUAUCUCAUGUCUGGGUUGAAGCUCAAUAUUAACAAAAGUGAGAUUUUUGUAGCGGGGUUAACUGCUGCUCAAUGCACUGCCAUCAGUGAGGGCACUGGUUUUAAAUUAGGAAAACUCCAUGUUCUCUACUUAGGAAUUUCUUUGGUGACUAAGAAGCUCACAGAGAGAGACCGCCUUAGUCUCAUUGAUAAAAUCAGAGCUAGGUUGACCUUGUGGGAAAAUAAACAUUUGAGUUUUGCUGGCAGGCUCCAGUUAGUGCGUUCUGUUUUGUUCAGCCUAACUAAUUAUUGGUGUAGGCAAGUUAUGCUUCCUCGGGGGAUCUGUCUUUCAAAGUCUGAAGGGGGCCUUGGUGUUAUUGAUAUACAAGGAUGGAAUAGGGUUUGUUCUGUGAGGUUGUUUCGAAACUUAUUGGCUGAUGAGGGUUCCUUGUGGGUGGCUUGGACUCGGUCUUAUGUUAUUAAAAAUGCAGAUUUUUGGCAUAUGGUUCCUCCUACUAAUGCUAGCUGGAAUUUCAAAAAGCUGUUGAAGAUGAGACAUUCGGUUAAUCAUCUCUUUGUUAACCGUGAUUGUGCCCUCAGUACUAGGCAGAUAUGGGAGGACUUGCGCAUCGUGGCUCCAAAGGUUGCUUGGCAUCAUCUGGUUUGGUUUUCCGAGCGCAUCCCUAAGCACAACAUAAUUCCGUGGAUGGCCAUUUUGGAUAGGCUUCCCACCCGGGUUAGACUGAUGCGAAUGGGACUAGUAAUAGAGAAUGAUCGAUGUCUCUUCUGUGAUUUGGUGCCUGAGACUAGAAAUCACAUUUUCUUUGAAUGUGAUUAUGCUAAAAGCCUGUGGAAGGCCAUCCUUCUGCUCUGUGGAGUUAACCGAAGAGUAAGCCACUGGGAAGGCGAGUUUUCAUGGGCUGCUCACUGCCUUAAAGGAAAGUCCCUUCUCACGAGAGUGUUUAAGUUUGCUUUGACAAGCUAUGUGUAUGUCAUAUGGAGAGAAAGGAACAACAGACUGUACAGUGGAUUGCUUAGGUCGAUGAGUGAUAUCCUGCUGAGCAUUAAAACUGAUAUCCAGAUUCGACUCGAUGGUUGGCCAAUUAACAGAAGUGACUCUAGGAACAUUACCCUUUGUGUUAGAUGGGGUAUUUCAUAA
This is a messenger RNA of Hibiscus syriacus, 2460 nucleotides long. RefSeq lists its product as uncharacterized. The coding region runs from base 1 to 2460 and encodes 819 amino acids. The record is from RefSeq and is a predicted model, not a curated record. The transcript has 4 exons. NCBI's taxonomy places the organism in Eukaryota, Viridiplantae, Streptophyta, Magnoliopsida, Malvales, Malvaceae.